AUGAACCAAAAGUAAAAAGGUUUAAAGAACGGUCUUUUAGAAAAUUAUAAUGAAUUAGAUGAGAUGAUACAUAACUACCUAUUCACUAAUAAUUAGCAAUAGACACCAAUACUAACUUCAAAGACAGCUACUACAUUUUAAUUCUAAAACGAGUCUCGGUUUACUCGUACAAGCAGUAAAAAUCUACUCCUUUCAUAGAAUUAUGUGCCUUCAUAUGAUAAUGGUGUCAGCGAUGGGCUUAAAGUAGACUCAAUUACAGAAAAAGUAGUAAAAAAUUGGAAUAUCCAAAGCGUUAACUAAAAUGGUACUAAUUAAAUUUAUGAAGGUUAAUCAGAAAGCUAAAGCAAUAUGGGUUCAUCUUCGAAUCCUUCAUUUGUAGAAGAUAAAAUUAAGCGCACUAAAUAAAUUUAUAAUAAUCUUAAUAAUGUAGAAUAUAAUUUUUUGAACACAAAUACUACUAGUACAUGUAAUACUAAAGAAGAUAAUUAGCUAACAUCCAGUAAAAAACUUGAGGAUAAUAGGAUUAAUAAUUUUACUGCCCACCUUUCAGGUAAAUUGAGCGGAUAUGAUAACUCAAAUAUUUUAGAUAAUAAUACAACUAAUAAUACAACUUCUAUUAGAAGUAGCAAAAUCAACUCUACUCCAUCUAAUGCUAAUAAUACUACUGGUUAAAGUACUCCUAGCUAUGCUAUGGGAACAAUAGUUAGUAAUAAUAAAACAAAUUAGGCUCGUAGAUUUUCUCGUGUUAGACCAGUAACAGCAGCAAUAGGCAAAAAUAAUAAUAUUUUAGCUGAAAAAUAGGAAUAAUCUCAUAAUAUUGAACCUUAAAGGACAGCGACUACUACUAUGAAGCCUUGGUUAAGACAUGAAUUAUUUACAAAAAAACAGAAGGGAGAAUUAAUGAGUGAAUUUGAUGAAAAUAUGGCCUUGAAAAAAUAUGCAAAUGUAGAAAUUGAAUCAGAUGAUGAUGGAGAAAAUGAACACUCUAAAUCAAGAAAUUAGCUUAAUGAAUUCUCAGAAAAAAUAAAAAAAAGUAACAAGAGCAUUGAAAUAUAAAAAGAUUAAUCUUAAGAUGACUCUGUCAGAAGUUCGAAUUAAUAAAGAAGAAAAACAGAUGAAUUAGGAAAAGGAUUCUCAGGCUAUAACAAACUAUUAAGAAGUGAGUCAAAUAAAAUGGAUUAAAAUAUUUGUGAUAAUAUCAUUAAAGAUUGUGAAAAUAUUCUAAACAAAAUACAGAGAAGAGAUAAUUAGUUAUAUAGUUCAAUAAAAAAAGAAAAUUCUUCCUAUCAAAAUAAGGAUGUAUCUAAAGCUAAUUUAUCAGGACGUGGUUCUUCUUUAAAAAGUUCUUUAAAGGUAUAAAAUUCUAUCACUCGUCCUUAAAGCGUGAAGAGAAUACCUUCAAAUAAUAACCUGUUUGGUGGACCAGAGGACCUUUUUGAUGAAAAAAAUCAAAAUGGUAAUGAUGAUGACAUUUAAACACUCUAAAAAAUAGCUAACUAGCUCCUCAAAAAAAAAUUAGCUCUUAAAGAAAACAUAUCUGAAGCAGAAGAGAGUCCUUUAUUUUCUUCUAAAAAUAUUAAAAUUUCUAAAGGAUUUAGUUAACAAAUAGGCUAAAGAUAGUAUCCUCAUCGCUAAUAUUCUAAAGACAAGGAAGAUAGUUUAAAAUAAAAUGGUAACGAACUCAGCUAAAUUUAAGAGCUGCAAGAGCAAGAAGGUAUAUUCGGGGAAUAAAUUCUAAAAUAAACUCCAAAUAUAUAUAAAAAAAGUAACUCUCUUCCUCGUUCAUAAAGUUCAGCUAAGCAAAAUAAUAAAUAUGUUGAAAGUAGUACCAAAAUACCUCUAACUGAUACUAAGGAAAAAUUAACUUAAGAAGCUCUUAAAGUUACAACAACAAUUGCUAAGAAUAUUUAAAAAUUCAGUGGAAGUUUUUCGAAUGGUAAUUAAAAUACCAUACUAUAAAGACCAGAAUCGAAAAGAUUAUCAACAAGCGGAGCUAUCAUUAAUAUGAAUGCUGCUGCUACAGGUGCUAUUUCAUAAGUAGCAUUAAACUCAAAUGGAUUUUUAAUAAAUUCCCUAAAAAGAAACUCUGAAUAAAUUGAUAAGUCAGAAAAAACUGGUAAAGAAAACAUAAGAUCACUAGCUCAAACUAUGAAGAUAUAGUCUUUCACAAAUGAUUAGCAGAAAAAGAAAGAAGAUUAGUUGAAUAACUCAAACACAAACAAUAAUAAUGAAGAUAAAAAGUAAUAAUAAUAAGCAGCUGUUAACAAGAAUUCUCGCCCUGCAACAGCAGCUUUUACUAAAUAGGGAAGCUCAUUUAGUGAUACAAGCUCAAACAAUAAUUAAACCACUAACAAAUUAAUGGAAAGAUUUGAAAUAAAAGCCUGCAUUGGAAAAGGAUCAUAUGCUGUAGUAAAGCUUGCGAGAGAUACUCAUACUGAUAAGAAUGUAGCUAUAAAAAUGUAUGAUAAAUAUAAAUUAAUAGACCCUUAAAAGCGCAACAAUGUGAAAAGAGAAAUUGCCAUUUUAAAUAAACUUGAUCAUUCUAAUAUCAUUAAACUUUAUUAAACAAUUGAUACAAGAUCUUCUGUUAACCUUGUUAUGGAAUAUAUUUCAAGUUAAUCUUUAAGAUAAUUCAUGAAAGCACAAGAAGGAAGACAACUUGAAGAAAGAUAUGCAAGACUUAUAUUUAAAUAAUUAGUAAGUGCAGUGCAAUAUUGCCAUGAAUGGGAAGUAAUUCAUAGAGAUAUAAAAUUAGAAAAUGUUAUGCUAGAUAUCAGUAAUAAUCAUUAAAUAAAAUUAAUUGAUUUUGGAUUCGCUAUACGUAUCCCUUCUGAUAAAAAACUAAAUAUUUUUUGUGGUACUCCUAGCUAUAUGUCUCCUGAGAUCACUAAAAAGAGAGAAUACUUUGGUAAGCCAGCAGACGUUUGGAGUUUAGGAGUAGUUUUAUAUGCUCUUGUUUGUGGGAGAUUCCCUUUUAAAGGCAAAGAUGAUAAUGACUUAUUUAGAAAGAUAUAGAGUGGAGAUUUUAAAAUACCUGGAAAUGUAAGUUAAUCUGCAACAAGAUUAAUAAACAAAUUACUAAAGCUUAAUCCCGAAGAUAGACCAACUGCUAAAGAAAUUCUCUCAGACAGGUGGUUUAUGGAGUGA
This is a messenger RNA of Tetrahymena thermophila SB210, 3147 nucleotides long. Its product is annotated as Serine/Threonine kinase domain protein. Gene Ontology annotation, molecular function: protein serine/threonine kinase activity; ATP binding. Lineage: Eukaryota; Ciliophora; Oligohymenophorea; Hymenostomatida; Tetrahymenidae. The transcript is spliced from 5 exons. Gene Ontology annotation, biological process: intracellular signal transduction; protein phosphorylation. Gene Ontology annotation, cellular component: cytoplasm. The record is from RefSeq and is a predicted model, not a curated record.